Molecule: messenger RNA, 615 nt
Organism: Brassica rapa (field mustard)
Lineage: Eukaryota; Viridiplantae; Streptophyta; Magnoliopsida; Brassicales; Brassicaceae
Source: RefSeq, a predicted model, not a curated record
AUGGGACAUAUGGCUAGCUUCUGGUAUGAUUACUGGACGCCAAUGGGACCUCUCAUUAAGUUCCUAGGUUUCAGAGGCCCUCUUGACUUGGGGAUCCCUAUCCACUCAUCGGUUGCAGAGGCUUGUACUCCAAACGGUUGGAAAUUCCGCCAUGCUCGAUCUCCUGCGGCAGAGCUCCAGAUUCAUCUAUGUAUGGUACCCCUUCCCUCUACGGUUAUUAACUCCGAUGCCUAUGUGUGGGAAGUAGAUGGUGAACCUCUGGAUGAUUACUCGGCCAAGUCAACUUGGGAAUCUAUUCGCAAUCGUAGAGAUCCUCAAUCCUGGACAGAAAAUGUUUGGUUUAAAGGAGCAAUCCCAAGCCAUGCUUUUAUGAUGUGGAUGACCCAUUUAGAUCGCCUUCCUACAAGAUCUCGUAUUGCAAUUUGGGCUGUAAACAUAGUGGACUCCUGCUGUGUUUGCAAUGUUUACAUGGAAUCAAGAGAUCACCUAUUCUUGCGUUGUGCCUUCAGUGAAAGCAUUUGGCUGCUGGUCCUAAAACGAUUAGGGUACAGACCUGUCAGGUUUCAUACUUGGACUGCUCUUAUGGAUUGGAUGGGUUUAAAGGACACUACAUGA